Messenger RNA from Leishmania braziliensis MHOM/BR/75/M2904, 1002 nucleotides. RefSeq lists its product as hypothetical. Bases 1 to 1002 code for a protein of 333 amino acids. Lineage: Eukaryota; Euglenozoa; Kinetoplastea; Trypanosomatida; Trypanosomatidae. The record is from RefSeq and is a predicted model, not a curated record. The transcript has a single exon. Gene Ontology annotation, biological process: protein ubiquitination. Gene Ontology annotation, molecular function: ubiquitin protein ligase activity.
AUGGCGCCAGGGCAGCAGGCUCCUAGCAGUAUGCCACCGCACUUAGCGAAUCAGUACGACAAUAAUAACACCCGUCAGCAAAGCCUGUCGAGUGGCAGCGCCAACAACACCGCACCGCAUCAGCAGAGCAUGUCGCCGCAGCCGCAGCCAAAUAGGAACAGCAACCCCACGGGGAACAACGGCACUGCUACCAACGGAGAAGAUCGCGGCGGCGUGCAGGAGGGUCAGAUGGUCAAGAUGCUCGCCACCGUAGAGGCAUCCACGGUGAGCUAUGUGCCAGCGACGCAGGUGCUCACGUUCUACAUCACGAGUAUAUGUGAUUCACUGACCUACGAGAUCCACACCGGUGUGAAAGAGUUCGUGCAGGAAGGCAUUGUGCUUUACAGACCCAACAAACCAAAGAUGGAGCCUGUCAAGACGGAAAUCCGUGGCCCACAGGAGAACCGCCGGAUUACCUUAAAGCUUGACGUCAACUCGCUGGAGGAGAAGGAGAAAGCAUUCAAUAAGCACUACCCCAAACAGAUGCCGUGCGUUAUCGUGCUCCGCUACAAGACCACUGAGCUGCAGAAGCGUGACGGCGACCGCGACAACAACUUCGAGGAAGAGAUGCAAGUGGAGCAUACAGAGCACACCUGCGUUGACCUCGCGGAGAAGCCGAAGCGCCGUGUCAUCAGCCAGACUGUGACGGCGGGUGGCAGCGCCUACUCAGUAGAGAACCUUUACGGCGCGGAUAACGAUGGCACGACGCCGGCAACCCGCAGCGGCGGUGGUGCCGUGAUGAUUGGCUCGACAAUCGAGGACGACGAGGAUGGACUGUGCGUGAUAUGCCUGACAAACCCGAAGGACACGGCUGUGAUGCCGUGCCGCCAUAUGUGCAUGUGCAAGGACUGCGGUGAGCAGCUGUUGAAGCACAAGCCUGUGUGCCCGGUGUGCCGCGCUCCGAUUUCAACACUGCUGCACAUGCCCUCACUGAGCAACAACACCGCCGCACACACUGCAUAG